AUGGCAGGUUCAACCUUAUAGAGUAGUGUAUUAGAAAAUUAUGGUUUAGAGCUAGGUAUUUUCUUUAUAUGCUCUUUAGCUGUUUCCAUACUUUUGAUGAAAAAGAUUAAGGGUGACAUCAAUGGAUUAGAUAUUUAUUUUGCAACUAAAGAUUGGUCUUUUAUAAAGCAGUCACCUCAUGUUGAGUUAUUCGCAAAGGUUUUCAAAUCUGUAGUAAUAUUUAUGAUCUUUUGGCCUGUCAUAUCAUUAAUAGCAUGGACUUGUAGUGUUCUUAACUUAGCCUACAAUAUUCAAAAUCAUACAUCUGAAGAUUACCUUCCUGGUGUAGCUAUUCUCUUAAUAGGUUUAGCUGUUAUUUGCUAUAUUAUACCCGUUUUAUAGCUUAAAUGGAGUAACUUUGUCAUCAAUUACACAAGCGUAGCUAUGUUAAUUCUUGGAACAUUGUUCUUUUGGGCCUUUUAAAUUUGUGCCCUUGUAAUGGUUAAUGGAAAUAAAUCAUUUUUAGGUUUAUCAGCAGUGUUUUUAAUGAUUAACUCUAUCUUCAUGAUGAUUAUGGUUUUUAUGCAUUAUUCAAAUUCUUCAAUGAAUAUUAAAGACGUGAUGUCAAAUUACAUUCCAAAUGAAGAAAGUUUGAGCAAGCCAAAUAACUCCACCGUUGAAGCAUACAUUGAUUCAGAAUUAAAUGAUCCUAACUAUCACCCAACGACCAAAGAAAUCCUAUAAAUUUUCACAGUAUGUAAAAAUAAUGAACAAUUUGAGCAUACAGUCUUAAGUGGUGGGCUACAAAGCAUGUACUAAAAACUAACACCAAUGAAAAAAAUAAUAGCAUUAGUAGUAGUUUAUCUAUGUGCUUUAGGAGUACUUAUAGCAUAUAGUGUAAUAGUAUAUCUAAAUGCCCCUGAAAAGAGAUUAGGUUCCGUUACUAGUAUUGCAGUAUUUACAACUGAUUUAAUUAUUUUCUACUUAAUGAAUAUUAGACUCGUUAAGGGGCCUAUAUAAACAUCGAUUCUUGUUGUUGGAUUUAGAGCUUGUUUAUUUGCAUUUGGAGGAGUUUAUUGGUUCUUAGGUUACUGCUUACUUUAUUUUAUAUUUGUAGUAUACUUGGGUUACCAUUUAUCAGAUAAAUAUUUUCCUUUAAAGAUUAUCUAUGAUGAUGUUAAAUAAAACAAGGUUAACAUUAAAUCGAAAAUUUAAAGAAUUUUUAAGUCAAUUGAAUUGCUAUAUUUGUUUGCAACUAUUGUAUUGGCUGCAGUUAUGAUUUAUCUCGGUCGUUAAGAUCCUCAAGAUGUGCCGAUUCAAGGUUUUAUAAUAUAUGGAACAUAUUAUCCUUUUUGGGCUUAUGGCUUGGCUGUAAUUCUAUUUGGAAUCACCAUCUUCUCUUUUAUGUGCACAGUUAGAAUAAGUUAUAGAGAGGCUGAUGGAAUUAAAGGGAAAUUUAAUGAAACUUAUAUAGGAAAAAAAAUCAGCCAAUACUACCUCUUUAUGCUACUAACUUAUGCACUUCUAGUUACCUUUGGUGCUCUUUGGUACAGCAUAGUGAAAGAAUUUUUAAUUUUGUUUUCUUGUAUUUUCUUGCCUCUAAUCUACGAAUGUUUCAUGAUUAUGUACUUCAAUUUACAUCUAAAUGAUUAUUAUGUGAUAGCUGAUAUUAGUAAUUUCAAUGAAAAAAUGAAAAGAAUUAAGGAGUAAAAAUUUAAUAAAAUGAAAUACACAUUUGCAAAGAAUUAGGUUAUAUAAUAGCAGAAGUAGGCAGGAGAAUAAAGAUAAUCAGUAAAUAUAGCGGGUAAUAAUAAUAAUAAUAAUUCGAUUUUACAACCGAAUUUAAAUAAAACAAAUUAACAUGAUUAAUCUAAUUAAAUAUUUAUGAAUGCAGACUUCAAUCAAUAAGUUGAUAUGACUGUUAGAGAAAUUGAGUAAAAACUCAAUUAAGGUGAUACUGAGUCUUAAAAGGGAAGAGCAAGAUAGCUUUAGAUAGAUAUAGAAUCUUAAUAUAUCAACAAGAAAGAUGAGCACAUGCUAAUCAUGUCAGCUAACCAAGAAUCUAACUUUGCAUACACUUAUAACCCUAUCCCUGACUGGAGAAAAGAAGAUAUAGGAUUUAUCAAAGCUUUCUUAAACAAAAGACUACUUCCUACUGACUACAAAAUCAUCUUUUCAUUUAUUGCUAUGAUUUUAUUUAUGAUUGUAUACUCAGCUUGUGUUGGUGGUACUUCUAAAAAUUUGCCUUUGAUUGGUAUAACUAUUUCAGCUAAUAUAUUGACUUUGAUAUUCUUACUCAUUCCUGUUAAAUAAUACUUUGAAUUCUUAACAAAUCCAACACUUUCACAAAUAAUAACUUUUUGUGUUGGCCUUUGCAUAAACUUUGGUUGGGGUUUUUAUGAAUUUUAUAAGCUAUACAAAGAUGAUGGAAGUUCUAGUUAAAAUAGCAACUAUCAUUCAGCUUAUUACCUUCUUUAUUUUGCUUUUAUAUUACCUUGGUGUAUAUCAUUUUACUGCUUUAUUAGGAGAUGGAAAGAUUUAAAAUGGAGUUUAUCAAAUACAAAAAGUGUUUUUAUAUUUGGUAUUCUAAGUAUAAUAUUUGCCUUUGGUAUGGGAGGAUAUAUAAUAUACUUUGCUGGAGUGGCUCCUGGUGUUGCAGUAAUUGGAUUUUGGUUUUUCGUGUAUUAUGCUAUCUUUUUAUUUUACAUUUAUAAAAUAAAUAAUAAUUGCCUACCAAGGAAGUGGACUUAUUCUACUGCUAUAAUAUGUGUUUGCGUAUGCUUAUCAGCUUUUAUAGCAUCAUUAUGUCUCGAUGAUUUUAAUGAUUAUUUAGGAUUUUCAAUCAGCUUCUUAGUUAUUAAUCUCCUAGUGUUUUUAUAUUCUUUAGUCGUGAUCUAAAAAGAUAUUAUGAGUAAAAAAGAAUAGCCUAUUUUUGCAUCACCUUGGAUAUUCCCUAUAUUUAAAUAUGAUUCAAAAAUUGGUAUUGUUAAAACAAAUAAUACAGGUUUUACUAUAUUUUUAUUUUCUACUCUUAUGUUCUUAGUUUGGACUCUUACUCUUACAAUUUGGCUCCAACCAAUAUUUGUAGGUAUAACUUGCAGCUGUUUGAUAGAAAUAUUUUUAUUUUUACUCUGUAUCUAUGUAUCUACAUGGUGUUAGGUUGAGUUAGGUAUUGCUAGUGAAAAUUUUAAUCCUGAUGUAAUAAAAGUGUCAUGGCUUAAAGCAAAAAAAGCUUACUUAGAGAGUAAAGGUAUAACAGAUACUGAAAAUGCUUUAAAUUAUGAGUUCUAUAGCAAAGAGAGGGAACAUAGAAGGGCUUAGAUUAAUGAAUUCGUUUAGCAAAGUUAAAAGAAAGAUUCAGGCUUCUACUAAGAUCUAGCAUCUAUUUAUGAAGAUUAUUAUAAUUCAUCAAAAUAAAGCAAAAGUGCAUUAACUGAUGAAAUCAAAGUUAUGGUUCACUUCUAACUUAUGCUCAUUUUAGCCUCAUAAGAUAUUAGAAGAAAAAAUAUGAAAGAGUUCUUGAUUUUUAUUAAUGCUUGCUAAAGAGAGCUUGUUAUUGCUGGAAUCAAUUUUACAUAAGAUACAGUCUAACAUGAUGUGGAGACUCGUUAUUCAGAAAUUAUGUUUUAAUUAGAAUAAAUGCCUCCAGAAUAAUAAGAGUUUGUAGUAGCUGUUCAAAAAAAAUUUGUCUAAAUGAAGAUCUAAUAAAAAUAGGAAGAUGAAGAAAGGGCAAGAAAAGAAGAAGAAUUAAAGAAAAAAAGAGAAGAAGACAUGUAAUAAAAGCUUUUAUAGUAAUAGCUUCUUUAAUAGUAAUAAAUGUAGCAGUAAUAAUAGUAAUAAUAAUAGCAAUAGUAGUAAUAGCAAUAAUAAACAUAAUAACAAAACUAGCCUGGACCUGGUAUAUUAGGAGGUAACACUAAUAAUAAUAACAAUAAUAAUUAGCCUAAAGAUGUAAAAGUAGUAGUCAACAACAAUAAUGGCAUUAGUUAACCUAUAGUUCCAACUUAAACAAAUUAAGGAGGAAAUAGUAAUAAUGGCCCAGCGAACACAUAAAUAGGCACUAACAAUAAUAAUAAUCCUCCUAACUAAAAGCAAAAAGAUAAUCCACCACCAGCUUAAGUAGCAACUCCUAAUAGCAUAUAAAUUGACUUUAAAACUCCAUUAAAAGACUUGGUAGACACUCCAAUGAAGUACCUAAGAAUUAUUGAGGAAUUCAAGAAAUCUGGAAAAACAUAUAAGGACGAAACUUAUGUUGCUAGUAAUGAUAUACUAAAUGAAGAGAUGGCAAACGAAGUUAAAGAGUGGAAAAGACCACCUCAAACUGCUACUUUAUUUAAGGAUAGUAUUUCUCCAAUGGAUAUCCGUUAAGGUUAUAUUGGUGAUUGCUACCUUAUGAGUGCUAUGAGUGUUAUGGGUGAAAAAAGAACUGAAAGCUUAUUACUUUACGAUUGCCCUGAAUUUGAUAAAGAAGCUAGAGAAAAAUGUGGGGCAUAUAUCCUUAAAUUUUGGAUUAACUCAAAUUGGAUGUAUGUUAUUGUGGAUAAUAUUUUACCUUUUGCUCCAGAUGGAAAGCUUCUUCUAGGCUAAGCUGAAGAUCCAAAUGAGCUUUGGCCUUCUAUAAUAGAAAAAGCUUACUCUAAAUUAUACGGGGGCUAUAAUUAAAUUGAAGGUGGUAAAGUAAGUUAUGCAUUACAAGAAUUAACUGGAGGACUACCUGAAGAAAUUACACUUGACAAAUUUUAAGAUAAUGUUGAUGUAUUAUGGAAUAAUCUUUUAGAUUAUAAAAAAUUUGGAUAUAUUUUAGGUGCAGGCAGUCCUGCUCAUGAAAGAGGAGAUAAAGCUGUAAGCCCUUAAGGAAUUGUUUAUGGUCAUGCUUAUGCUUUGCUAGAUGUUUAAGAUGUUGAUGGUAAUAAAUUAGUUUGUUUAAGAAAUCCUCAUGGUAAUCAUGGCACAGAAUGGAGUGGAGAUUGGUCUGAUAAAAGUCCUAAAUGGAACCCUCGUUUGAGAAAAUUGGUAGGAGAUACUUUUGAGGAUGAUGGCAAAUUUUGGAUGAGUGUGCAUGAUUUCGUAUAUGAAUAUAGAGCUUUAUAUGUAUGCAGAUUAUUUGAUCCUCAAAUAUGGAUAGAUUUUGGAGUUAUAAGAGGAGCAUGGAAAGGAGAAAAAGCUGCUGGCUUGCCAACUAAAAAAAAUCCUAAUGCCAAAAUUAGCAAAAAUCCUAACUAUGGUAUUUGUGUAACAAGAAAAUGUGAAGCAUUUAUUUCUCUUACAAUUGAUGAAACAGAAGAUAGACUUAAUGGCAAAUUCCCUAUCUAUUUUGUAGUUCAGAAAAAUGGAGGAAAAAGAGUCACUAAAACAUCUUCAGAUUUACUUGUUGGUGGAUUAAAGUAAUUGACUUAGCUAAAAACGGCUACAGCUUAAAUCUCGUUAGAAGCUCCUUCUUAUCCAUAUACUUUUUCUUUAAUGUGUGCAACAAUGUACGAAGGAGAUGAGUCUGGAUUUAGCUUACAGAUAUUUUGUUCUGACAAAUAAACAACUAUCAUAGAUGAUAGCAAAUUUUUAAAUUGA
Messenger RNA from Tetrahymena thermophila SB210, 5544 nucleotides. Its product is annotated as calpain family cysteine protease. The record is from RefSeq and is a predicted model, not a curated record. Gene Ontology annotation, molecular function: calcium-dependent cysteine-type endopeptidase activity. The transcript is spliced from 11 exons. Gene Ontology annotation, biological process: proteolysis. Gene Ontology annotation, cellular component: cytoplasm. NCBI's taxonomy places the organism in Eukaryota, Ciliophora, Oligohymenophorea, Hymenostomatida, Tetrahymenidae.